AUGUCUUAAUAUAGACCAUAAAGAAUCAAUAUUUCUCGAACUACAUAGCCAUAAUAAGAUAGUUUAUUAUUAGAUAAUGAACAAUUGAAAAGUCCAUAAUUUGCAUAAGAAUAAAGGUAAGACUUAAUGUAUAUUAAUUAAUUUUAUAGUACUCUCCCUAGAAGUACUUAUAGAACACCAGAUGCAAGAGUUAAUCAUUUUGAUGGUAUAUAAAAUGAAGAAAUAUAUAAGAAAAAGUAUAUAGAAAAACUUAUUAUAGAAUAAAUGAAUUGUAAAGAUAAAAUGAUGAUUUAAGAGAAAAGUAUUUAUAGGUAUCAAGUGAAAAUUAAGUGAUAAUAUAAGAAUAAAGAGAAGAAAUUGAAUAAUAUUAAAAUGAAGUUAAUAUAUUGAAAGAGUAAUUGAUGUAAAAGGAAAUUGAAAUGAAAUAGUUAAAUGAUUUAAAUCAAUCUUUAAAAUAAGAAAUUAGUGAUUGGGAGGGUAUUAUUAUAACUUAAUCAAUAUUCAAUAGUGGGUUUUGAUAAAUUGGAAUAAGAUUAUAAUCAUAAACUUAAAAUUGAAGAUGAUUCUUAAAGAAUAUUAUCAGAAGUGUAACUAUUGAAUGAAGAAAAUUAGAAAUUGUAAGAAGAAUAUCAAGAAAAAGAUAGACUAUAUAAUUAAUGCAAAUAAUAAUUAUAAAGUAUUCAAAUUGAUUUGAAUUAAUUGUAAUAAGAUAGUUAGUACAAUCAAGAAUUAUUGAUUUAAAAAGAUAGGGAAAUUCAUGAACUAAAAUAAUAGAUUGAAAGGAAUAAGGAACAAUCAAGAAAACAAUAAGAAUUUUCAAAUAAAGUAUAUAAUUUUUAUUCUAAAUUUUUAGUAAGAUCUAUUGACUAAGGAAGUAUAAAAGUUGAAUCAAUAAGUAAAAUAAUUGUAAAAGGAAAAUUAAGAUUUGAAGAAUGAAAAACAAUUAAUUUCUUUGGAACUAUAAGAAAAUAGAGCUAAUCCUGAAUAUUUGAGCAAAAUCAAUCUUUUAGGAUAGGUAUAUCAAUUCUAUAAUAUCAGGAAGUUGAAAGAUUAAAUAAUACAUUAGCAUUAAAGAGUCGAGAAUUAAAUGAUUAUAAAGCUUAGAUUAAUAGAAUGCAGAAAGAAAUCUAAAAUUUAAGAAUGAAUGAAUUUCAAUUACAAGAUAUGAAUAUGAGUUUGGAUAACUUAAUUAAUCAAUAUAAUAAAUUGAAAGAUGACAAUUAAAUACUAAAAUAAUAAAUAUCAUAAAAAUAAAAUAAAAUCAAUACAGAAUUAGAUAAGAAAAUUUAAAUACUUUAAUAAGAAUGUGAAAAACUUUCAUUAUAACUCAAUUCUAGUAAAAAAGAGAAUGAUUAUUUAAGAGAAUAAUUAAAUAUAUCAUCUUAAUUAGAAGAUACAAAUAGAUUAUUAAAAUCUUAAGUAGAUAAAUUAUAAAUGUAAACUAAAUAGCUUGAAAAUGAAAGAUAAAGUUUAAUGCAAGAAUAUCAAUUACUAUCAAAUAGUUACAAUAAUUAAAAGUUUAAUUAUUCCUAAUUACUACAAGAAUAAUAAGAAAACAAUGAUUCAGUAUUGUAUAUUAAUUAAUACAAAAUAGGUUCUCCAAUUAAAAAAUGAAAUAUAAAGAUUAUAAAAGAUAAUACAAGAUACAAUUGAUAAAAACCCAAAUAAUAGUAAUCAUUAAGAUAUUAUACAAUAAUUAUAAAAAGAUUUAGAAAUAGCUAAUAAAUAAAUUCCUUUAUUGAAAUAAACAAUUUAAAAGUUAAAAAAUGAAUUAGAUAUAACAAAAGAGUUUAUUACUUAAAAUCAAUAUGAAUAAUCAUAAAGUCAAAUAGAUUUUAAUAAUUAAAAGAAUAAAGAUAGAUUGUAAUAGCCUAUAAUUUAAUAGGAUUAAAAAUUGAUUGAUAAAUUAUAGAAAUAUGAAAUAAGAUUUCCUCAAUUAGUAGAAGAAAUAGAGAGACUUAAUAAAAUAUUGACAGAAAGAAAUGAAGAAAUAUUGAUUUAUAAAAAGAAUUCUUUUUAAUCUGAUUAAGUAUUGGAGAAAGUAAAUGCAUAUGAAGGAGAAAUAGAGAGAUUAAGAUAGACAAUAUUAUUAAAAUAAUAAACAAUAGAUUCAUUAUAAUAAUAGAAAGAGAAUCCUGGUGUUUAAGAUUUAAUUUUUAAAUUACAAGAUGAAAAUAGAAGAUUAACAAAUUUAGUGAGUGUUAGGAAUAAUGAGAUUGCUGAACUUAAAUUUAAAUUAUCAGAAUAUGAAUAGAAAUAAAAAUUAUUAAGUGAAUCUAAUUCUGGAAAAUAUGAAUUAUAGAAUAUGAUAUUAAAUUAGGAAAUUGAUUAAUUGAAUUAGAAAUUGUUAGAUGCAAAGAAUGAAAUAAGUUUAUUAAAAUUAACAAAAAAUGAUAAAUUUAAUGAAGAAAGAGUAAUAGAUUUAUAUAAAUUAUAAUUAGGGGAAAGUAUUAACAUAAGAAUUAGAGAAAUAAAUAAGGAUUAAUAAGGAGAAUGAAAAAGAAUUAUUGAGUUUAAGAUCAAAAUUUGCAGAAGUUGUAGAUGCUGAAAGAAAAUUAAUUGAUUGUAAAUGUCUAUUAGUUUUAUUGUAUAAUGAAUUAGAAAGACUGAAUUAAGAAAAAUAAAAUGAUAAUUUGUUAUUUUGA
Messenger RNA from Paramecium primaurelia, 2645 nucleotides. NCBI's taxonomy places the organism in Eukaryota, Ciliophora, Oligohymenophorea, Peniculida, Parameciidae. The record is from the annotation of a GenBank genome assembly.